Messenger RNA from Rhineura floridana, 4067 nucleotides. RefSeq names its product forkhead box protein J1-B-like. Gene Ontology annotation, molecular function: sequence-specific DNA binding; DNA-binding transcription factor activity. Lineage: Eukaryota; Metazoa; Chordata; Lepidosauria; Squamata; Rhineuridae. Gene Ontology annotation, biological process: regulation of DNA-templated transcription. The record is from RefSeq and is a predicted model, not a curated record. The transcript has 3 exons. The coding region runs from base 2078 to 3283 and encodes 401 amino acids.
GAAGCACAGCCCCAAAGCAGCUGUCCCUCCCAGGGCUUUGGUGGGCUCGCCUGUGCGACUGCCCCUCUUCCCCCAAAAGCAGACACCUGUAGCCUUUUGUAAUGUCUGCUUUUAUGUAUAGAGAGAGAGGGCAAGGCUAGAUAAUGCCAUACCUGAAGGUGGAGAAAAAUUAAUUGCCAGAGGCAGUGCCCGCUGCUGGAGCUGCUCAGUGUUCUUGCUCCAUGUGGGGGCUGCUUUGCAUGAGGACGGUGCGUUCCUUGAGAAACAAAUAUUUGGAUGGCAAAAGGCAAUUUAAAACCUCACUCGAAUAACAAGGGAAGGGUCUGCCCACAAGUUCAGCAGUGGGGCGUCUGUUCUGCGUGCAGAAGAUACCCGAUUCGGUCCCCAGCCAAGGCUCUCCCAUCUCUGGGUCACUGCCCUUCAGAAGCAGGCAGGCAGAGAGAGCCCUUCCCCAGUCAAACGUGAGCGAUUUCCUUCCGAAACAAAUAUUUAAAACUUUCAGAAAGCAGAAUGCCAGUGAGAAGGCGGGGCAUUUCUCCGUGACGCUCUGGUUUUCUGGAUGCCGGGAGGGGGAGGCAAUGGAUGGAUUGGUUUGAUUAACUUGACGUAUGUAUCCCGCCCUGGAUGCACUGAUUUGGCCGGAUGUGGGCGCGGCUUUUGCUCCCUUGCCACAUGCGCCUGUGCACUGAGCGCCCCGGGCUGAGCACCGCUCCGAGCUGGCGCCCAUCGGCCUCCGCGCCCCUCCCGGGUAACUCUUGGGCGAGGGCCAGGCCUCGGGGAGAGACGCGGAGGCCGACAGGCCCCUCCCCUUCUUGCCUCUGCGGGAGGAAUGGCAGCAUCCAAUCACCGAGGAGUGCGGGGACAGAGAGGCAAUGACACCACCGUGCGGCAGACUGGCAGCCAAUUGGCCCAGUCGGGUUUGCUUUUCACCUCAGCUGCUCCGCCUGGCGACUGUCUGGGGCGGAGCAUCUGCCCGUGCCUCUAUGCAGCUUGGGAAAUGUAGUCCUCUGCCCUUCCCGCUCAGUAGACGGAAGCUUAACUCGGCCGGCGAGGGUGGCCCGUGCCCAGGGAUGAGCACUGCCUUCUCGGCCAUGCCGGCCUCCACGUAGCAUGGCUGCCGAGGGGACACUCUCGCUCUUCUCAGCUACGGGUGCAGGCAGAAAUCCAACAAGCUGCUGCUCUGUGGGGUAUGUGGAGCCAGCCGUCCAGAUAAGUCUGGCCGCCCACGCAAAGGGCAGGAGGCUCACCGGCUCCAGCCUUUGCCUCCAUUAUCUAGGGUACGAAGGUACACUGCCUCUGAACGUGGAGGAACCACUUUGCUACCGUGGCAGAGAGCGCUCCCUAAGCAUCCGGCCAUCACCACGUUGUGUGGCAGCAAUUCGGCAUCAGUAUGUGAAUAUUGAAAAGCAAAGAACACCCAUGAGAAAGGAAUGUGCAUCAUGGUCAGAGGCCUAUUUUAGAUGCCAAUGGGGGCCAGCUUUGUGCUUUCCCUGUGCAGGCUGAUUCAGUCACCUACUAAGUAAUUCUGCCAUAGUGCAGGAGUACCUCAGAGUCUGUUCCUGAGCAUCAUCAGGCACCAGCAACAAGGAAAGGGGGGUGUCCUGUGGGGCAUGUGAAUGUUUGGGAUAUCAGGCAGAGAGACCUGUGAAAUUCAAAAAGCUGCAAUCUGCUGUGGUGGCCCAAAGCCCAGGCAGCCAGCUUGCCCACGCCGAUGCUCAGGGGGCCCUUUGGGGUAGAAUGAGUACCACAAGGCCCAGUGUGGCCCCUUCCAGAUUGGGUGCCAGCCAGGGCAGGUCAACUGCCCUGUGGAAGCAGAGGGGUGAUGGCUGCAAGAAAAGGUGGUUUCUAAGAGCCAAUGAAACGCUGGGGCGGGGCACACUGGGCACCGGCCAGGUUGCUCUGUGGCCUGUGAAGAGCCAGCCUGCCUCUGUGCGCCCUCCUUGUACCUCCAACCCUUAUGGCCGGCACUGGAGAACACCUGAACCUCUUGUGAGACUCUUGGCAGACACUUGAGAGAGCCAGUGAACGGCACUGCAGCAGCAGAAAAGGUAGUUAGCACUGGCCUUGGGACCAGAGAAUGUCCAUCCGCAACUCAGCCGCAGUCCAGCGUAAGGGGCGGCAGUGCCAGCAACUGGGCCACAAUGAGGCUGGGCCUGUGGAUGACAGUCUCACCAACCUCCAGUGGCUCCAGGAGUUCUCCUUCCGGACUGCCAUCGCAGACAAGCCUUCCGCUUCUAGCCUGCUUGGCCCCCAGAGACUCCGGCAGGGCUCCGAUGCACCAGCCAGCCCACCCGCAGGAGACACGGCAGCUGCGGGGCCACGCAUGGGGACUCCCACCUCCUCCAGCACCAGUUCCCUGCAGCCCCUCACCUCGCCUCAGGAGAACACAGCCAACUACGUGACCAACGGGCAGGUGAAGCCUCCCUACUCCUAUGCCACCCUCAUCUGCAUGGCCAUGCAGGCCAACAAGGAGACCAAGCUGACGCUCUCUGCCAUUUACGCCUGGAUUGCCGAGAACUUUUGCUACUACCGCCAUGCAGAGCCCAGCUGGCAGAACUCCAUCCGGCACAACCUAUCCAUGAACAAGUGUUUCCAGAAGGUGCCACGGCAGAAAAAUGAGCCUGGCAAGGGGGGGUUUUGGCAGAUCAACCCCCAGUAUGCAGACAUGUUUGUCAACGGGAUAUUCCGGCGGAGGCGGAUGCCAGCAUCUCCCUGUGCAUCCGUUCAGUCGACACAGCCCUUGCUUUCUUCAAGCGCGGAGCUGGGCCAACAGCGCAGGCGGCGUCCUGCCCACCUGCAACAGGACCAGACCCCUCAGCUGUGGGUAGGGCAGCGUCACCUUGGUAAGCGCAAGCGGCAGUCAGGCCAGUGCACCAGCAGAGCCGCUUGGAUUGCCACCCCCUUGCCUUCAGCCCCUGUCGGUAGAGAGAUGGCUGCUCUGUCAGGGGAUCUCAGUUGGGCCUCGGUGUUGGAGGACACUUUUGGUGGCCCAGGUAGCAACUUUGAGGACUUGGAGCUAACGGCAGCCCUUGGCUCUCUGGCCACCGAGGAGGCGGCCCUGGCUUCCCAAAUCCACGACCAGCCUAUCAGUGCUCUGAGUGGAGAGGCCCCCUCCUGCCUUGCCACAGCCCUAACGGAUGAGUUGACUCUGUGCCCUGAGCCUGUGGCCCAGCCAUGGGAGGAAGGAGCAGCAGAGCCAACAUUGGGAUCCACCUGGGCCUUUGAGGAGAGCACAUGCUUUUCUGAGGGCUUCCUAGCUGAGAUACAGCCAUGGGAAGUGUGAACUCUGCGUCUCCUGAAAGGCAAGAGACGAUGCAACAGACCCUGCAACAAUUUGCACCAGUUUGGGUUUGCUGCUGACCUCUGCUGGGGGGGAGGGGGCAGCAGUCCUGGAGGGUCUCAGAAGUCGUCUUUGCCUUGCAAGUGGUGCUGGGGAGUGUCUGGCAGCAGGUUACAGGAGGCCUGUAUUCCCAAAUGUAAAAUGUGACAGAUUUUUAGCAGCCGUAGCUUUGCAGCUUUUUCUGAAACCAGCAAGUUUCUGGCCCUCCAAGCUACAAGAUUGUGCAACGUGGGCCUGCCAGAGGGCUGAGGGCAAGACUUGCCAUGGCAAAGGAGUGCUCCUCCCCUCCCAGGCGUUUCCUUCUUCACGUCCUGUCCACACAGAAGUCUCAAUAUCCUUUUUCCAAAUCAAUUUUUGCAGCAGAAUGUGUUGAGUAAAUUUAUACAAACAAUUUUGUCUGAGUGCAGUUUGUUUUGUUUCACUGAGCAGUCUCAAGUGCUCUAGUGAGCAGCCCCCAUCCCAGGAAAGGGGCUCUGGAAGCGCAUCCCAAACAGAGGCUGUAGCACCCCUGGCGACAACCCAGGCUGCCAGUGCCCUAAAACUGCCAAAGCAUUUUCCCCACCCUAAGAGUGUCCUCAGGUGUUCCACUGCGUGAGCCCGGCCAAAGCAGCACCAAGAGCUAUCAAGCCCCAUCAAAAGGCAAACUGGCCAACACCAUAGGUCUAGAGAGAGAUGCUGUCCCCUGAAGAGACAACCAGAGGACAUUCCUGUGCCACACACGUCAUGC